AGCGCAUUGUUCGCAUUGGUGGUUCUGUCCUGAUGUCAUUGGGCCCAGCCUCCCUCCAGCUCUUCGUCUAUAAAUUGAAUCCUCGGUCUGUGCAGUUCCCCCCCCUCUCGGACCUGGGAUCAGUAGAGCAGUAGAGCAGCGAAGAAGAGAAGAGUGCUGGUGAAAUGUUUGGAAAUGUCCCACACCCACCUGCGUCCCCGUGCUGUGAUCAUUUAGGAUUUUUGCAGAAGAACAACAACCUUGACGACAAGGGCCGGAUCGUGAGUUCUUUCCAGGAGCGCUCCUCCAAGAACCAGCGGUCGUGUGACAACAGCGCGAGAGAUGGCCCAUUCAGACGCUCCGAAACGGACUUCUCCAACCUGUUCGCCAGAGAUCUGCUCCCGGCCAAGAACGGCGAGGAGCAGACCAUGCAGUUCCUGUUUGAGAUCGUGGACAUCCUGACCACGUACGUCAGGAAGACCUUCGACCGCUCCACCAAGGUGCUGGACUUCCACCACCCCCACCAGCUGCUGGAGGGUAUGGAGGGCUUCAACCUGGAGCUGUCGGACCAGCCCGAGUCCCUGGAGCAGAUCUUGGUGGACUGCAGGGACACCCUGAAGUACGGUGUCCGGACCGGUCAUCCCCGGUUCUUCAACCAGCUCUCCACUGGCCUGGACAUCAUCGGCCUGGCCGGGGAGUGGCUCACGUCCACCGCCAACACCAACAUGUUUACCUACGAGAUAGCUCCAGUCUUCGUGCUGAUGGAGCAGCUGACUCUGAAGAAGAUGAGGGAGAUCGUUGGCUGGCCAGAGGGAGAGGGAGACGGUAUUUUCUCUCCAGGCGGCGCUAUAUCCAACAUGUACAGCGUGAUGAUCGCCAGAUACAAGUACUUCCCCGAGGUCAAGACCAAAGGCAUGGCCGCCGCACCUCGGCUGGUCCUCUUCACCUCCGAACACAGCCACUACUCCAUCAAGAAGGCGAGCGCUGCCCUGGGCUUCGGGACGGAGAACCUGAUCCUGCUCAAGACGGACGAGAGAGGGAGAGUCAUCCCGGCAGAUCUGGAAGCCAAAGUCAUCGACGCAAAGCAGAAGGGCUACGUCCCGAUGUUCGUGAACGCCACCGGUGGCUCCACGGUCUACGGCGCCUUCGACCCCAUCAACGAGAUCGCGGACAUCUGCGAGAAGUACAACAUGUGGCUCCACGUGGACGGUGCAUGGGGAGGAGGGCUGCUGAUGUCCAGGAAACACAGACACAAGCUGAAUGGGAUUGAGCGAGCAAACUCUGUCACCUGGAACCCUCAUAAGAUGAUGGGAGUCCCACUGCAGUGCUCUGCCAUCCUGGUCAGGGAGCGGGGCGUACUACAAGGCUGCAACUCCAUGUGUGCCGGCUACCUGUUCCAGCCCGACAAACAGUACGACAUCAGCUACGACACGGGAGACAAGGCCAUCCAGUGUGGACGACAUGUGGAUAUCUUCAAGUUCUGGCUCAUGUGGAAGGCAAAGGGAACAGUAGGUUUUGAGCAGCAUAUCGACAAAUGUCUCGACCUGUCCGCGUAUCUCUACAAUAAGAUCAAGACCAGAGAGGGGUACCAGAUGGUGUUCGAAGGAGAGCCCCAGCACACCAACGUGUGCUUCUGGUACCUUCCGCUGAGCCUGCGGAGCCUGCCCGACGGCCAGGAGCGACGGGAGCGGCUGCACAAGGUGGCUCCUAAGAUCAAGGCGCUGAUGAUGGAGUGUGGGACCACCAUGGUGGGCUACCAGCCACAGGGGACGAAGGUGAACUUCUUCCGCAUGGUGAUCUCCAACCCGGCUGCCACCCGCUCCGACAUCGACUUCCUGAUCGACGAGAUCGAGCGACUGGGCUACGACUUGUAAGAGAGAGCGCCUGAUUGGUGCUGGUGUGCAGAAGAGACCCCUCCCACUCCAAGGUCUGCACACCGUUGUUUGGAUUGGUUUUAAAUCCUCCGAUUAAAGUUUAGCCCAACACCCCCCCCAAGCCCUGUGUUCUGGUAACGCUGUUUGGCCAUUAAAGUCCUCUUUAUUAAUGACGUAGUGGCAAGAAAACCACUUAUAAUAUUCCCCCUCUUAGUGGUGGACUUAAACAUUUUAGUAAUAACCACAACGUUGUAAUUAAAUCGUAAAUUUAAAAAAUGUAGAACUUAGCGGGAAACGUGUCCAGUGUCAACAUCCACAGUAUUGCUGUCAUAAACAUGAUCUCACGUCCUGACUGUAGUGUUGUCUAAUACCUAAAUUACUUCCCCCACCAAAAGCAUACCGUACCCUCACCAUGGCGUCCUUUUCAUAAAGACUGUGUAGCACAAGUAUUGUAAUCGACUGCUGUGUUUUUAGAGCUGCUCCUUUUGUCUAGACUGUGUAUAGUAUUUAUUGUUACAUUGCUUUUGUCACAAAUGUGUCCCAGUUUUGUUAUAGAAAACACAAACAGGCAGAUAGAAUGUAACGGACGAAACAGUUUACUUACAUUUAAGAUAUUGUAAGUAAGGAUAGGCUAUCCGCUAUUCUAUUCCAUUUUUAAGAUAUCCUCAUUUCGAUUGGAAAUGUUUAUCAGAAUGUUUUAAAACUACGUAUACGUCCUUUUGUGUAUUUGUGAACCAAAGAACACUAGUUACACAUAUGCAUAUAUACCUGCCUCUCACGUGGAUUAAUUAAGAUAUUUAUGUAGAGAUAUUUACCUUGCCACCUAAACUUAAGUGCAAUCUAUGUGAUGUAACUCUAUCAUGUCCGUGUGGAUAAUGACUAAAUGUUGUCCAGUCCAGCAGUGUGGUUCCCUGUGCUUUGAUGAAGAGUUUAAAUUAAAAGCACAAUAAUGAUUAAUCAUCCCCUUCGCCCAAAACACUUAUUCCGUCUGUCCUCCAGUUCCUCACGUAGUUAAAGCUUCUAUCAGAGAGGAGGACGAAAUAGGGACAAAAUAAAAAAUGAAUGUCUAAGCUGCUUGGAUGAAUAAAUGUGAAGAGUACAUC
Molecule: messenger RNA, 2956 nt
Organism: Gadus chalcogrammus (walleye pollock)
Lineage: Eukaryota; Metazoa; Chordata; Actinopteri; Gadiformes; Gadidae
Product: glutamate decarboxylase 1-like
Exons: 14
Coding region: 165-1853 (562 amino acids)
Biological process (GO): GABA biosynthetic process
Cellular component (GO): cytoplasm; presynaptic active zone
Molecular function (GO): pyridoxal phosphate binding; glutamate decarboxylase activity
Source: RefSeq, a predicted model, not a curated record